AUGGGUCCUCACUGUAGGUACCGCUGCGAGUCCCGAGGCGGCGAGUUGGUUGAGUCGCAACUGAACCCCCUUGGGGUAGGCACCACGGCACCACCUUCCACGACGCUUACCUCAAGGCAUGUCAAGUCUGGAGAACCACCCACACACUUCACGGCCAAAACUUGGCACAUUUACUGCGUACCUACAUUUACGGAGUACAAUGUGCGGACCUUCUCUGUCCCGACCAUUCAGAGUACAAAGUAUGGCGGCUAUUGUUCGCCAGAUCCCAUGUGGUUGCUGAAGCCCUUCGUACAAAUAGAGGAGCAAAGGAGCAAUGGCGAGCGAUAUCUCCACACACCGGUGCCGGGGGUGCACACCCACUCUCACCAGCCAACCUCGCAGGCUUGUCCUGCCGACGUGGACCCUAGGCCUAGUCCCAGUUCCAGUCUGGUCUUUUGGAGGUCAGUCGGUCUCGAGCUGUGCGGCAUGUCUUCGCCUUCACCUCUUGCUUCUUUCGAUGCUAUGGGACGCCACCUCCCAAUAUCAUAUGCAUGGCUGACUCUGACGGGAGAAUGGUGUUCGUGUGUGCUAGGCUGGCUGGCACAAAUGGGCUACUGGCUCGCUCCUUGGGAGUCGGGACUGCCCUGCACCUUUUGCUGCGAAUACAGGCUGGACACGAAUGAGACGAAGGAAAGUACCGCUCUGCCGCUUUGGAGUCUGGACGGGAGCUCCCACCUGGCCAGCCAAAGCCGCACGCUCCCGUUCUGCCACCUGAGGUCGCACAAGAAGGGUGCCUUGCUGGCUUGCUUCCCAAAAGACUAUCUUGCAAGAGGCAAGUCGCCGCAAGUAGAAGGCAGCGGGGGCGACCAUUCUCCCUCGUGGGCCUCAAGGGCCUGCAUAGUUGCAUUGCUCCCUCAGCUUCGCGGCUUGCCUGACGUCACGGCCGAGUUGGUCAUGAGCAGACGCAAAGAAGCCACCCACAUCGACAAUGGCGUCCCGACUUCAUUUUACCUCCUCGACACCGCAGAUCCUACCCCGAGAUCCAAUCAACCACCCCUUCUGAGCCUCCCUCCUCCGGCUUACCAGGCAUCCUACCUAGGCCGCUAUCUGGCCUUGCUCACCUCGUACGAUCACCUCGGGUCAGUCAUAUUCGACGUUGACGAAAUUCGCAUCUUCCAAGCUGCCCGGAGGGCUCGCCCGGUCUCCAAUAUGUGCGAUGUGAUCUGUCACCCGGGGUUCGUCUCUGGCCCUUGGGGCUCGGGUCUGGGCAUACCGGGAUCUACGGCAAUGAGCAAAGGUCUCGGUCCCUACGGAGUACAGUCUGCAACUUCUUGGCAUCGAUGGGGUACUAUAGAACUAACAGCUGGCGCUGCUCAGACUUCUCCAUCCUACCCAACAUCUGACCCGGCUGCGACCUCAUCAGGAUUCAUCAAGCCGCAUCGACCUACCGAAAGAGCCCGACUGCAUCCGGAUCCUCAAUCUUCCCUGCCAGCCCGUUGA
Messenger RNA from Colletotrichum lupini, 1479 nucleotides. RefSeq lists its product as uncharacterized. The transcript has 11 exons. The record is from RefSeq and is a predicted model, not a curated record. Lineage: Eukaryota; Fungi; Ascomycota; Sordariomycetes; Glomerellales; Glomerellaceae. Bases 1 to 1479 code for a protein of 492 amino acids.